This is a messenger RNA of Cornus florida, 1430 nucleotides long. RefSeq lists its product as uncharacterized. The transcript is spliced from 8 exons. Bases 165 to 1115 code for a protein of 316 amino acids. Gene Ontology annotation, cellular component: membrane. Gene Ontology annotation, biological process: protein ubiquitination. Lineage: Eukaryota; Viridiplantae; Streptophyta; Magnoliopsida; Cornales; Cornaceae. The record is from RefSeq and is a predicted model, not a curated record. Gene Ontology annotation, molecular function: ubiquitin-protein transferase activity; zinc ion binding.
UAUAUCUACAAUAUAGUACUAGAUAUCGAUAUAUCUAUCAAUAUAUAUAUACACAAACCUCAAUUUUGUCGUCAAUUUUAAAGAAGACUUCACGACAUUUCUGAAGACUCAUUCAAGAGCGCGAUCAGAGACUGCAUUUUCAGGAACAUUUUCCAAGGAUAAUAAUGGCAGACCACCUUGUUUUGUGUGUUGAUCGUCUUAUCACACCUGAAUCAUUGCAAUCACUGCAAGGGGCUGAGGGCACUGGAUCGUCUGGAGUGGGUACUUGCACUCACAUGGCUGAUCCGUCCACUUCUGGCAUUGCCAUUAAGGAGGUGAGGGAACGUGAUGUAGCUGACGAAGAGGAACCACUAAUCGAGUCAGUGGAAUGCCGCAUUUGCCAGGAGGAAGACAGCAUGAGAAACAUGGAGAUCCCUUGUGCUUGUAGUGGCAGCUUGAAGUAUGCUCAUAGGAAAUGUGUUCAGCGCUGGUGCAAUGAGAAAGGAGAUAUAACUUGUGAGAUCUGUCACCAGCCUUAUCAACCUGGUUAUACUGCCCCACCACCUGCCCCUCACUCUGAAGAUACUACAAUUGAUAUCAGUGGAGGUUGGACAAUCUCUGGUACUCCUCUGGACUUGCAUGAUCCUCGACUUUUGGCUAUGGCAGCGGCAGAGCGCCGUCUUUUGGAAGCUGAGUAUGAUGAAUAUGCUGAUACGAAUGCCAGUGGAGCUGCAUUUUGCCGCUCUGCAGUCCUAAUUUUAAUGGCUCUUCUACUAUUGAGGCAUGCUCUAACCAUCGAUAAUGGUGAUGGAGAUGAUGAUGAUGCUUCCACUUUCUUCUCUCUAUUCUUGCUACGGGCUGCUGGUUUUCUUCUUCCAUGCUACAUUAUGGCUUGGGCUAUCAGUAUAUUGCAGCGCCGAAGGCAAAGACAGGAGGCAGCAGCGUUGGCAGCAACUGAAGUUGCAUUUAUGCUACAGGCAGGGCAACAUAGGGGCUUGCAGUUCACAAUAGCACCAGGACCCGCCUUAGUACCAGUACCCGUAGAAGCACCACAACCUUCUGUAGCACCAGCACCAGGACCUGUAGUAGUACCCGUACCUGCAAUGACCCCCCAUCAGGAGCCACCGCGUCAAUAGUAUAUGGUUUUUCUCUACUCUGGUAAGUGUCGCGAUAUGUGAACAGAAUAAAUUACAUUUGGAUCUUCGAAUGUAUUGUUAAAACUCAUACAACAAGCAAUGAGAAAAUUGAAAAGCUGUGUAAUUGUAUGUCAACUUGUAUCUUUGCUCGGCCUCGUCUUUGAAAACCCUAGAGGCUCACAUUCUCUUUCUUAAUUCUCCCAUGUUUGUACAUAAAUGUAUUGGAACCAUAUUAUUACUGCUGCAGAAACUUGUGUUUAUGUUAUUGAUUAUGAUGAGAUAUGAAAAUCACUGACAAGCGACGAGAUUUGUGUA